This is a messenger RNA of Dufourea novaeangliae, 5801 nucleotides long. It is a transcript of the gene Fur2, whose product is annotated as furin-like protease 2. Gene Ontology annotation, cellular component: trans-Golgi network; Golgi membrane. Gene Ontology annotation, biological process: protein processing. Gene Ontology annotation, molecular function: serine-type endopeptidase activity. The record is from RefSeq and is a predicted model, not a curated record. Lineage: Eukaryota; Metazoa; Arthropoda; Insecta; Hymenoptera; Halictidae.
ACGAUGGCGGCGAUGGUGUAUAAUGGGAAUUAAAUGAAAAUUCGCGAGUCUCCCGUCGAGCUUUCACGGUGGUGAUCCAGUUUCCGUAAAUCCGUCGCGGCGCGUCGCGUGCCAUCGAGUCCCUCGAAGCUGGGAUCGUUUGGGAGGGGGGGGGGUUGAAAUUUGGAUCGUGAAGCAUUCGCGGACGAACACUAUCGCGCGCGCGCGCCCCCGCGUCCAACUGACCGUGUAAAGUAUCCACUCGUCAUUUCCCGUCGACGAGAUGAUCGUGAACGCCGCGAGCCGGUUGUGCGUUUUGUUGCUGAUCGGUGUUCUCGUGAAAUCGGAACCCGCGCCACGCCCGCGACCCGCGCCAAUCUACACCAAUCAAUUUGCGGUACACGUGCCGGAUGGACCGGAAGCUGCAGCCGAUAUCGCCGCCAAAUACGAUUUCGACAAUUACGGACAGAUUGGAGCACUGAAGGAAUAUUUCCUGUUCGCCGACAGACGGCUUCACAAGAGAUCCCUCUCGAGCAGCGAGACCCAUCACAAGACGCUAAGGGAUGAGCCGAGGGUGCGGUGGUUCCAGCAGCAGCAUGAGAAGAGACGCAAGAAGAGGGACUUCGUGCCCACGUCGUACGCGUUCGGCGAUUAUCCGGCGUUUUUCGACGAGUUCGGCCCUCGUGCUAGGCAGGCCACGUUCCAUCGGCAAAGAAACAGGGAGAUACCCUUCCAGAACCUGUUCACGGAUCCGCUCUUUAAGGAACAGUGGUACCUGAACGGCGGGGCCAAGGAUGGCUACGACAUGAAUCUUGGCCCGGCCUGGCAGAAGGGUUACACGGGCAAGGGUGUCGUCGUGUCGAUCCUCGACGAUGGCAUACAAACGAAUCAUCCAGAUCUGGCGCUGAAUUACGAUCACCAGGCCAGUUGGGAUAUCAACGACAACGACAACGAUCCGAUGCCAAGGGACAACGGCGACAACAAGCACGGCACUCGAUGCGCCGGCGAGGUCGCCGCGGUCGCGUUCAACCAAUACUGCGGCGUCGGUGUCGCCUACAACGCAAGCAUCGGUGGCGUGCGAAUGCUCGAUGGCCCGGUAAACGACGCCGUCGAGGCCAGAGCGCUGGGAUUGAAUCCUGAUCACAUCGAUAUAUACAGCGCUUCUUGGGGCCCGGAGGACGACGGGAAAACUGUCGAUGGCCCUGGACCUCUUGCCAGGAGGGCGUUUAUUUACGGUGUAACGAGCGGUCGCAAAGGCAAAGGGUCGAUCUUCGUGUGGGCGUCGGGGAACGGCGGUCGUCACACGGAUUCCUGCAACUGCGACGGCUACACGAACAGUAUUUUCACGCUGUCCAUAUCGAGCGCUACCCAGGGCGGCUACAAACCUUGGUACCUCGAGGAUACGCCUGGCAACGACAAGGGCGUCGCGACCGUGGACAUGGACGCGAAGCUACGGCCGGAUCAUAUUUGCACCGUCGAACACACCGGGACAUCCGCGUCGGCCCCGUUGGCCGCUGGGAUCGCGGCGCUGGCGCUGGAAGCGAAUCCGAGCCUCACCUGGCGGGACAUGCAGUACCUGGUAGUGCUCACCUCUAGAUCUGGCCCCCUCGAGAAGGAACCCGGAUGGAUACUGAACGGAGUCAAGAGGAAGGUCUCCCACAAAUUCGGUUACGGGCUGAUGGACGCCGGCGCUAUGGUCAGUCUGGCCGAACAAUGGACCAACGUGCCACCCCAACAUAUCUGCAAGUCCGACGAGAUCAACGAGGAGAGACGUAUCGAUCCGACCUACGGUUAUACGCUGAGCGUCUACAUGGAUGUCACCGGCUGCGCUGGAUCCUUGAACGAGGUUCGAUUCCUCGAGCACGUGCAGUGUAAGGUCUCACUGAGGUUCUUCCCACGGGGUAAUUUGAGGUUGUUGUUGACCUCGCCGAUGGGCACCACGUCGACUUUGCUGUUCGAGAGGCCACGGGAUGUCCUCAGCGCGAACUUUGAUGACUGGCCGUUCCUCAGCGUGCACUUCUGGGGCGAGAAAGCGGACGGUCGGUGGACCCUGCAGAUCAUUAACGCCGGGAACCGGCAUGUCAACUCGCCCGGAAUCCUGAAGAAGUGGCAGCUGAUCUUCUACGGGACAGCGACGAAUCCGAUCAGGAUCCGGACACGACAAUUUAACCCGGUACAAGCGCAUUCUUCGUACGCCUCCGUGCAUUACCCAUUCACUGUAGACGAUGCUCCGCAAUCACACGGCCAUCGCGGCGACGUCGACUUCUUUCCUUCGUCUACCUUUCAGGGCUACCAGGGCCCGUACGUCGGCGCUGCCUCGAACGUCCAGGCGUCUGUCGCAACCCUGGACGGAUCAUCGGCGCCAAUCCUGACCAAUCGUCUGCCCGGCGACACGUCAUCCGCGUUCGACUCGCCGUCGUCCUCGUCCCAAGUCGGUGACGACUCGUUGGACGCCAUCAGAAAGAUUCUGCACGACUGCGAUCCACAGUGCGAUCCGCAGGGUUGCUACGGAAAAGGGCCCACUCAGUGCAUUGCUUGUAAAAAUUACCGACUCGACAAUACGUGCAUGAGUCGAUGUCCGCCGAGGAGUUUUCCGAACCAGGGCGGAGUCUGUUGGCCCUGCCACGAGUCCUGUGAGAUUUGCGCCGGGGCUGGCCAGGAUUCCUGUCUUUCCUGUGCACCUGCACAUCUCCGAGUCACCGACCUGGCCGUGUGUCUGCAGCAAUGCCCGGAAGGAUAUUACGAGAACACCGAGAACAGUACGUGCGUGCCCUGCGAGGCGAACUGCGCGAGCUGCCAGGAUAGGCCGGACAAAUGCACCAGUUGCGAGCAUCAUCUGGUGAUGUACGAAAACAAGUGUUACGCGGCGUGUCCCUUGUACACCUACGAGACGCAAGAUUACAACUGUGCCCUGUGUCAUUCCACGUGCGAAACGUGCAACGGCACCGCCGAGAACCAAUGCAUCUCCUGUCGGUCCGGAUUGUUUUCACUGAACGGAACCUGUCGAGCGUCCUGCCCAGCCGGUUACAGUGCCGAUAAAAAACGGCGUGAAUGCGUUCCCUGUCCGCCAGGAUGUGCGACUUGCGCGACCUCGACCUGCACAAGAUGCAUCGAUGAUUGGAGCAUAAACGAGGAGGGUCUCUGUGCUCCUGAACAACGCGACCGCUGUGACACGUCUGAAUAUUACGAAAGUGGUCACUGCAAACCCUGCCAUACGUCGUGCAAGACCUGCGCUGGACCCACCAAAGACCAUUGCAUUUCUUGUCAGAACUCCCUUCUUCUUCAGGGAAGACGUUGCGUCUAUCAGUGCGACGACGGCUAUUACUCCGUGGCUCAACCUUCGAGGCCAAUUUGCGUACUGUGCCUGCACACCUGCAAGACCUGCGUGUCACGAUUGAAUUGCACCGCCUGCCAAGACGGACUGCAGCUGCAGAGCGGAGAGUGCAGAUCGUCUUGCGCUCAAGGGUAUUAUAGCGAUAGAGGUCAAUGUGCCAAAUGUUAUCUAUCCUGUAACACGUGUUCCGGGCCCAGGAGGAAUCAGUGCGUGACUUGUCCUCGUGGUUGGCAACUGGCAGCGGGCGAAUGCCAUCCGGAGUGCCCCGAAGGAUUCUUCAAGUCGAACUUCGGUUGUCAGAAGUGCCAUCACUACUGUCGCACCUGCAAAGGAGAAGGACCGCUUGAAUGCACUUCCUGUCCACCGCACUCGAUGCUUGAAGGCGGCCUGUGUAUGGAAUGCCUCGGCGCACAAUACUACGACCCUCUGACGCAACUUUGCAAGACCUGCCACGCUGAUUGUCGAAGAUGCACCGGCCCUGGUAAAUUCAGCUGCGCGGCCUGCUCGCCGCCGUUGCACUUGGACAAGUUGAACAAUCAGUGUGUACCCUGCUGCACGGGCAACGAGAAGGGACCGCAGGCCGAGGAGUGCUGUCUUUGUGAUCCGCAGACUGGUGGCUGCAGGAACAGCUCGCCAGCUGGCAAAAGAAGAGUACCCGGGACAGAGUUCGCAUCGGCUGACUCGUCCAUCUCGGAAGUGUACGCAGCAAACUAUGAAGGAACCGCGACAGUUAAAGCUGAUUCAGCGUCAUUGGCCAUCACAGCGACCACCACCAUAGCUGUCGCCAUUUGUCUGGUUUCGGUCGCUCUGUUCGUGACUAUAUUCAUUGCACUUCAGGCAAUGUCGAGUAGAAGGGAAGCGAACAAGGGUUACACGCAGCUGGCGAUGAGGGUGGAACCCCCGGACGACGUUGACGCCGACGACAUGACGGAACUGAUGACCUAGACCCAUUAAUCAAGCCAACCAAUGACAGGACCUCUCGUCGAAGAGUCUGAUGAAGGUCGACCAGUCUCGAUCCACGAUAGAUCGAUGUGUUUGCGUGGCAUUAGAAACGCGUGGCGGUUUUAGCAGUCGAAGACCGAUCCAGCCACGCUCUGGUCCGAUCCAAGUGGUCCAAGGCGAACGAACAAAAACCGACACAAAAAAAAACACAGAUAAACAAAUAGAAAGAACAAAGUAUAGAAUGUAAAUCGAGAAGGAAGUAGAAAUUUUGUUGGGGGAUGGGGGAUGGGGCGAAGGAAAAUGGUGAGAAGAGACAAAGACAGAACGAUCGAAAGGGACAGGUGGGUGGUGGGGGAUGUGGAGGGGAGAGGAUGAUGAGAGACAAAGGAACAAGACGAAAAAUUCAUUCGAAACGUGAUAGUAAAGACACUUUUUUUGGGCGCACUGUAUUGGAGAAGUGUGGCUGUUGUUCACUUUUAUCGGUAGUGCGGUUGCGUGCGCGUCAGUGUGAAUGGCGGUGAACGAGAGUUGUCUAGGGUAUAACUUUUUAAAAAAAAAAAAAUAUAUAAGAACAAAUACGGUCAGGCGCGCGUCGCUGAUUCUUUCGAGUGCGCACAUUGUACCAAGUGUCGAAUGCCGAAUAACUGUAAUACGGAAGUACGACACAGCGAAACGAGCGGAAAAUGGGUGACGGACAUUAUAAAAGUGCUUGAUUUGCAACGACCCCCGUUUCAGCGCCGCGCUUCCGUCUUCCCAUUUUUUGGUGCCUUCUAUCGUGAACACACGUCGUCGUCGGACCGUUUGUCUCCAGCAGAAUCGAAAAGAACACGUUGACAAGCUCGACGGAAUAAUCGAUUUUUUUCAAUUUUAAUCUAUGACCUAACUCUAGAAACUGAAUGUCUAUAAAUAAUAACUACCCGAUAGUUUCUGAACCAACAUCGGCAGAGGUGUGUAAGUCACCAAUGAUCGAUAAAGGACACGUUCUGCAGUCGUGUAUGCGCGUUAUUGAUCCGAUUCAUGGGCCACAGUUGAAUUGCAAUGGCGUAUUUGUAAAACUAUGCGUUGACUAACGCCGGUGAUAGCGGCGAUUCGACAAAUUGCGGUGGUAAAGGGCAGAAAUAGGGAAGCGGAAGAUGAUUGUAACGAAAAGCUUAACGACACGCGAGAAAUUGACGGCGAAGGAUAUAAAAGGCGAAGGGAAUUUCCUUUCCCUCGAGCGAGUGUGAGAGAGUGAGAGAGACAGGAUCAAAAAGGGAAUGUUUGCACAGCUUCGUACUCGCGCAACGAACACCAACUCGGCAACCCUCGAAGAAUUGAAUAAGACCGCUGAUUUCUCGAUGAUGAUAAUCCGACGCCGUGUACCAAUCAUUCCGUCAUUUUCAACCAGUCGACAGUGAAUGUGCAUUUUUUUUUCUUCUCUCUUUUGUAACUGUUUGUUGUUGUUGCUGCAUUGUCUAUGCGUUUUGUUUUGUUUAGCGAUGUACUAGUGUUUCCGCGUUGCUCCUUGCUUCAUUUGUAUUAUUUCCUUUAACAUGAACAAAAAAAA